This is a messenger RNA of Sphenostylis stenocarpa, 543 nucleotides long. The record is from the annotation of a GenBank genome assembly. NCBI's taxonomy places the organism in Eukaryota, Viridiplantae, Streptophyta, Magnoliopsida, Fabales, Fabaceae.
AUGGGUUGGAUCGGAGAGACUGUGGAUUCCAUCAAAUCUCUUCAGAUCCGCCAGGUUCUCACCCAGGCUGUUAGCCUCGGUAUGAUUGUUACGUCCGCGCUGAUAAUAUGGAAGGCAUUGAUGUGCAUUACUGGCAGUGAAUCUCCUGUUGUUGUUGUUCUUUCUGGAAGCAUGGAACCAGGAUUCAAGCGGGGAGACAUCUUAUUCCUCCAUAUGAGUAAGGAUCCAAUUCGGGCAGGAGAGAUUGUUGUGUUUAAUGUCGAUGGACGUGAGAUUCCAAUUGUUCAUCGUGUGAUUAAGGUACAUGAAAGGGAAGAUACUGGAGAGGUUGAUGUUCUCACAAAAGGAGAUAACAAUUAUGGGGAUGACAGGCUAUUGUAUGCUCAUGGUCAGCUGUGGCUGCAAAGGCACCACAUUAUGGGUAGAGCUGUCGGGUUCUUACCUUAUGUUGGCUGGGUGACCAUUAUUAUGACUGAAAAGCCUAUUAUCAAGUAUAUUCUCAUUGGUGCUUUGGGCUUGCUCGUGAUAACUUCAAAAGAUUAA